GGAGUGUCAGAACUGGUUGAACAGCUUGGAUGAACUCGACUAAAGUGCAUUUUAUUUAAACACAACCAUCUUCCAACACUGAGACCUGGUUUGACCAAAAGCCCUUUUACACAGUCCAUGUGUCCACGGAUACAAGUAUAAAUAAGAAGAUUUAAGAAGAUGUUCGAUCGCUGAGUAUGUUCUUGCACUGGAGUGUAUAUGGUCUGUGGACAGAUGCAGAACUGCAUCAUCUGAUUUGUGAUUUCUGUGAAACUGAUACAGGUUAGACUAGUUUUUCCUGGAACACUGAUGUUUACUUUGAUUUGUAGUCUGAACGAGAAUGUGACACGUCCUCAGAUCAAAUGCAAACAGUUACAGGGACUGACGAAGGAGCACGAGUGGCGUCUUCUCUCUGGAGGUUUCUCAACACGUGAAGGUGGAAAGUGUCUGUACAUCGACCUGAAGAACAUUCAACAGGAUGCAGCAGCAGAGUCCAGACUCUCCUGAACCCGGACUGUGUGUCCUUGAAGAGUGACGGGUCUAUGUAUGAACGCGUAGACUUUAAAGGUGGACUUCCUGUGGAUGGAAGGAUGCAGCAGCAGAGUCCAGACUCUCCUGAACCCAGCUGUGUGUCCUUGAAGAGUGACGGGUCUAUGUAUGAACGCGUAGACUUUAAAGGUGGACAACCUGCUGAUGGAAGGAUGCAGCAGCAGAGUCCAGACUCUCCUGAACCCGGCUGUGUGUCCAUGAAGAGUGACGGGUCUAUGUAUGAACGCGUAGACUUUAAAGGUGGACUUCCUGUGGAUGGAAGAGUUCAGCAGCAGAGCUCAGAGGUCCACAGUGAUCAGUCUGACCAGCAGCAUCAACCAGACCUGGACUCCAUAUUGAUGCUGCUGGAGGAGAACAUCAUCACUUUUGUGAAGAAGGAGCUGAAGAGAGUCCAGAGGGUCCUGAGACCAGGUUACCCAGAAUGCUUAGCGAGUCAGAGGGAGGAUGAGGAGGUGUUGGACGGUGAGGAUGAAGAGCAGAGGAGGAGCAGCAGAGAGGAGUUUCUGAAGAUCACGGUGAACUUCCUGAGGAGAAUGAAGCAGGAGGAGCUGGCUGACUGUCUGCAGAGCAAAUGUCAUUCUGCAUUUUGUGGACGUAAACUUAAAUCUAACCUGAAGAAGAAGUUCCAGUGUUUGUUUGAGGGGCUUGCUAAAACAGGAAAGCCAAACCUUCUGAAUCAGAUCUACACAGAGCUCUACAUCAUAGAGGAAUGGACUGGAGAGGUCAAUGAUGAACAUGAGGUCAGACAGAUUGGAAACAACAUCCAGGAAACCAGACAGACCAGAAACAACCAUCAGACAAGAAGACAUCUUUAAAGCCUCACCUG
Lates calcarifer (barramundi perch) is the source of this 1354-nucleotide messenger RNA. RefSeq lists its product as uncharacterized. Bases 522 to 1343 code for a protein of 273 amino acids. The record is from RefSeq and is a predicted model, not a curated record. The transcript is spliced from 7 exons. Lineage: Eukaryota; Metazoa; Chordata; Actinopteri; Centropomidae.